Molecule: messenger RNA, 6353 nt
Organism: Mya arenaria
Lineage: Eukaryota; Metazoa; Mollusca; Bivalvia; Myida; Myidae
Product: armadillo-like helical domain-containing protein 3
Exons: 25
Coding region: 127-2235 (702 amino acids)
Biological process (GO): regulation of Golgi organization
Cellular component (GO): cytosol
Source: RefSeq, a predicted model, not a curated record
GUUUCAUUCGGAUAACAUUAGUUUUUAUCCAAAAAUGUCAACGAAAUGAAAAACAUAAAUUUUGAAGAAUUACUUUGAUUUUCUAUGAAUCUACAUGUUAAGUUUUGAUAAAAGAUUGUCUAUUUGAUGACUAAUGCAAACAUGAGCCUGGACAAUCAGACUACUCCGCUAGACAAGAAGACACAUGCAUUGCUACUGAGGAAGGGGUCAUCAAACAAGAUGGCUUUGAAAGAAAAAAUUGUUCAAAUUUAUGAAGCAUUUUUCCAGGGAGAAGACCCUUCAGCUGGGAAUGUCAACUUCUGGGAUGAGCUAUUUUUGCUGAAAGUAAAUACAUCAUAUAUUGAGGUGGAAUGUGAAAAGUUGACAGGAGAAGGGUUGCUGGCUCUCAAGGACAACUUCAACUUGAUGUUUGAAAAGUCAGUAGAGGUUCUUAAACAGGAUAACCCAAUACGAACAGUGAAUGCUGUACAUACAUUGAGCGCGCUUGUGCGAGGCAUAUACAAGAAAAGCUUGAAGGACCAUGGUUUUGACGUAAUCAACAUUCUCAUUGGAUUCGACAAUGCUGAGGCUGUAAUAGGGUCGCUGGUUGAGAGUAUCAAUCACAUGUUGUGUGGGGACUACCCAACGGCCUUGAAGCAGCUUCUUCUCAAGUUCCUACUGGUCCUUGCUUCUGUGACCGACAACAUCAGUCAGAAUACUCUACUGGAGUACAUCCUUAUCAACAGUGUGUACGAGUCUCUUAUCCAGAUACUUGGCAGUCCCCUACUGAGGCAGCCCCUCGGGGUUGACGCCAUUCUUGUACUCACAUUGCUUGUACAGUACAGGAAAUAUGAGUCUGCCAAUCCCUACAUAGUGAAGCUGUCAAUUUUGGACGAUGAGCUGGCUCUUACUGGUUAUGCUGAAGUUGUAUCAAUAGCUCUGUCAGACUUCAACAGAGACUACAAAACAAAAGGCCCCGAUCAACAGUCUGGCUGGUUCUCCACGCUGGCAAACAUGGUUGGUAACAUGUUUGUUGGUGAAGAAAAAGAAAUGGAGGCUGUCAAGGCUAAUGACUCGUUGCUUCUGGCGCUGUAUGAGGCCCUACAUCUCAACAGAAACUUCAUAACAGCUCUCACUCAUGCACACACUCCUUCCAUUCCAUCGACCCCGCCAAGCUCCCCGACCCCAAACUCUUCACCAGCUGGAGACCACCCGGUUAACACCCAGGAGGCUGCCCCACCGCCCAGCACAGAGCCGGUCCACCAGACAACCAACCUUCUAGUUACCUUCCUGGAGUACACCUCCAUAGUGAUUCAAGAUACCAAAGAAGAGGCACGUUACAACAAUGCGAGGCUGUGUCUGAUCAUCAUGACAUGUAUCGCAGAGGAUCAAUACGCCAACUCACUCAUGCACGACAUCAACAUGAACUUCCGUGUACCCUUACAAAGACUGCCUAUGCGACACAGGAAGGUGAAGUUUGAAGCCUCCCCUCCGUCACGGCCCCUGGCUGGUGCUGUUCUAGAUCUGAUGGUAGAAUUUAUUAUGAGUCACAUGAUGAAAUCAAUGCCUCUAGAAUUAUAUACAAAGUGUUUAGGUAUAUGCCAUAGGAUAUUGUGUUACCAGAAGCGAUGCCGCGUGAGACUACAGUAUCCAUGGAAAAACCUCUGGACAGCUCUUAUUAAUCUUCUGAAGUUCAUCCUGUCACAUGAAAACCACCUCGUCAAGAAAUCCAACAUCUUCCAUCUCUGUUCUAAGAUAGUGAACAUAUUCAACCUGUUUAUCACGUACGGCGACACAUUCCUGCCCAACCCCAACAGCUACGACGAACUGUACUACGAGCUGAUCCGCAUGCACCAAGUCUUUGAUAACCUCUACUCCAUGGCUCUGCGCUACACGACAAGUGAGGGAGAACACAAGGAGUCGGCAGCCAGACUUAUAAACCACCUAGUCAAUAUCAGAGCAAUAGUGAACCACUUCACUCCCAAGGUGGACAGCUGGGCGGCCAACAACCACCUAUCCUCGCUCACUGAGGAGCAGGUUCUGGAGGUGGUGAAGGCUAGUUACGACACCCUGACCUUGAAACUCCAAGAUAGCCUUGACCAGUACGAGAGGUACGCCGAGAAACCACGGGAGGCACCCUUCUUCACUCAGCUGGUUCGUUCGAUACUCCUGACAGUGCGGAAAUCUGUGGCAGAUAUCAAUAUUGACCAGCACAUGAUUCUACAGGAAGUCUCCACAAUGCCGCCAACUCCCUGAAGGAGUGGACACACCCCGAAGCAUAAAGGCCAAAGGAAGAUAACUCUUCCUGAAGAUAUGGAGAUUCCGGGUGGCAUGUCUUCUUAGUAUUGCUGCAGUAUUUCAAUCAAAUGUGGUGUAAAUGUUAGAUUUUAUAGAAUACAAUGUAUAUACAACAGGAUUCUGUUUAUUUAUUGGGUUGAAUAUUUAUUUUUUAAAGGCAUCCAGAAUUACUCAUAAGUUUUGAAAAUUUAUAUUUGUUUCACACUUUUUCUAAAGCCACUUACGGAGUCAAAAGGCCAAAAAAGCUGUCAUACAUGUAGGUUAUUAGCAUAAUGAUUUUUCUACUAACUGCUGUUUGCUAACGGAACUUUCAAUCAGUUAAACAAAGCUGGUUCAAAUUGCAAUUUAGCACUGAUGACUAGGUCAUGAAAUACCCUCCUCUCCACCCUCCCCUCCACCCCCCAGAAGAAUUCUCACAUUCAACAUUACAAACAGGUGUUUAAAUUUGUGAUUGAAGUAAGCAUGUUGCUUUGGCAUUAGCAUUUCUGUCUAUUGUGUGAUGUCAAUUAUAUGAGUGACAAUCCCAAAUGCCGUAAGAGCUCAGUCAAGCGGUUCAAAUUUACCAGUUUUGUCACAUGGUACCUAGGCCUAUUUCAUUCAAACAUAUAUCCCCCGGGGGGAAGGCACUUUUAAAUUAUGGCACCCCCUACAGAAACAAAUUUACCCUUUUGGGGUCCAAAUAAGCAAAAAACGACACCCACCCAUAUACUAUUAAAAUCAUUGCCUUCCCCCGGGGGAUUAUAUGUUUUACUGGAAUAGCCCUCACUUACUGGGGGUCUUUUGAUUAUUGAAAUGCCUAUUUCAUUUCAAACAGAAGUAUAAUUAUAGACCAUUGUACUUGUGUUUGUUCUGUAGAUAUAUUAUAAUAUGUAUAUUUAUGUCACUAUUUUACAAACUUGUAUAAAAUGUCUCUGUUUUGUCAUAAAACUUUAACCAAUCUUUUAACUUUAGUUAGCAUUUUGUAAAGGGAGAAUCAUUCAUUUAGGUGCAGUUAAUUUUAAGCAGUUAAUGCAAAAUGAAGGUUAUUCAGGCAGAACAGAAAAGUUUGUGUCCAGUUUCCUCACCUAGCAAGAUGUAAUUUUUUAAUUGGCUUCAGACAUAUUGUUUGGAAAGACUUGUAAAGUAUUGUUUUAUAUCAGGUGUGUUAUGUUUAUCCAGACCAAAGGCACUGGUUUUACAGGGACAAGACACCAGAUGAUACCAUUGCAAGAAAAAAAGAAAAAUUGUCAAAAACUUCAAAACAAAAUGAUAUCGUUGUGUACAAUGCAUGAAAUCUUUCUUUCUAAUGUAUCACAUCAAUGAUGACACAUAUAUCUUCUGCAGAUUUUGCAUAUUGUUCCAUUUUCAAAAUUUACUGGGUUUGUACGAAAUAUUCUUUUUAUCAAGUAAAAUUAUGUAUUAUCCGCCUCAUUCUAGUUCGUAAUGUCAUUUGUAGGCUUGUUUUAAGGAAAUACUGUAUUUGUUGAUUUUAGGAUCAUCUGGUGUCUAGUCCCUAGCAAGUGUGAUAAUGAUAUUCAAAUAAUACUUUAAAAAAAAAACCUACAAGGGCAGUGAAAUUAGAAACAAACACUAAACUAGUUUUGCCUAAUUUGUUAUAUAUAUAUAUGUAAAAUGUAAUCUAAAAUUUCAAAACAUUUUCUUUGAAAUUCUUGAGUUAACAUGGAAUUCUCAUACAAUUUUGUGCGAUAAAUUGGUGCGUAUUUAGAUGCUCAUUAUUUUCAUUAUAAAGACAUUUUUUCUGUUGAAAUGAAUUGAAUUGAAUUUAUUUUCAGUCAUAGUGGAGACCGUGCAGUUUUAGUCUGAUAUACCGAAUGAAGGAAUUUAGUAGAACGUAACCUAAAAACUGCACCUUACUGUCCUAUAUCACUUUGCUUUUAAUGUUAAUUUACCAGCAUUUGGAAUGAUAGCUAUUUUGAAAAGAAGUUUUAAAACUUGAUUCAAUUACAAUUAAAGCUAGCAACAUACAUGUAGCAUUGUUUAGGUCAACACUUUAGCGCUGGGUCUAUGCCAGAUUUGCAUAGAUGACAAAUGUCUUUUCGAAACCACUUAACAAACUAAUGUUGCUUGGUUACUUAUGGCACUGACCAACUCAACUAAUGUUAUUGUAAAUAACUGCCUCCAAGCCCCAAUUACAUCAUAAAAACAAAGUAUAAUAAUCUGACCAGUGCAGCUUUGUUAUUUUUACUUGUUCAUGUAUGAUAUACAUGUACUUUCCUUUUUCGAUCACACUAUUAUUAUGUCUCCCCCUCUCUGGGGGAGACAUAUUGUUUUUGCCCUGUCCGUCAGUCCGGUAGUCCGUCAGUCCGUCCGUACGUCACACUUCGUUUCCGAUCGAUAACUGGAAAACCGCAUGACCUAGGAUCACCAAACUUGGUAGGGAGGUUGGUCAUGAGGUGUAGAAGAUCCCUAUUGUUUUUGGGGUCACUAGGUCAAAGGUCAAGUCGCGGCGACCCCCAAUGUAAAAAACAUUUCCGCUCAAUAUCUUGACAAUGGUUUGACCUAGGUUCACCAAACUUGGUUGGGAGGUUGGUCAUGAGGUGUAGAAGAUCCCUAUUGUUUUUGGGGUCACUAGGUCAAAGGUCAAGGUCGCGGCGACCCCCAAUGUAAAAAACAUUUCCGCUCAAUAUCUUGAGAAUGGUUUGACCUAGGUUCACCAAACUUGGUAGGGAGGUUGGUCGUGAGGUGUAGAGGAUCCCUAUUGUUUUUGGGGUCACUAGGUCAAAGGUCAAGGUCGCGGCGACCCCCAAUGUAAAAAACAUUUCCGCUCAAUAUCUUGAGAAUGGUUUGACCUAGGUUCACCAAACUUGGUAGGGAGAUUGGUCGUGAGGUGUAGAGGAUCCCUAUUGUUUUUGGGGUCACUAGGUCAAAGGUCAAGGUCGCGGCGACCCCCAAUAUAAAAAACAUUUCUGCUCAAAAUCUUGAGAACGGUUUGACCUAGGUUCACCAAACUUGGUAGGGAGGUUGGUCAUGAGGUGUAGAAGAUCCCUAUUGUUUUUGGGGUCACUAGGUCAAAGGUCAAGGUCGCGGCGACCCCCAAUGUAAAAAACAUUUCCGCUCAAUAUCUUGAGAAUGGUUUGACCUAGGUUCACCAAACUUGGUAGGGAGGUUGAUCAUGAGGUUUAGAAAACUCCUAUAUUUUGGGGGGUCACAAGGUCAAAGGUCAACGUCGCUGUGACCUUUAAUGUAAAAAAAUAUUUCCGUGCAAUAUCAGGAGAAUGCUUUGAUCUAGGUUCACCAAACUUUGAAGUGAGGUUGGUCAUGAUGUCUAGUUGAUUUUGCAAUCAGUUGGUCAAAGGUCAAGGUCACUGACCUUGAGGUGAAGAACUGGUUUCUGCUCAAUAACUCAAGAACGUUUACACCCAGGAACUUCAUACUUGGUAUGCCAGUUAGUCAUGACUAGUUGAUGGCCCCUAUUGAUUUUGGGAUCCAUCAUUGAUUAUUUCUCACCUACGACCACACAAUGGGGGAGACAUGCGCUUUUUCAAAAAAGCAAUCUCUAGUUCGCAAUAAAAUAUAAAACCUGUUUAACAAUAAAUGUAUCAUAGGCAUAGCUAUUCAUUUUUGAACUUAAUGAGAAAAUGCAUGCUAUUAACAUUUGGCAGCAGGAAUGACAACUAAUCCCACAUUAUGUUUGUCUUGCAUUUAAUGCCUUUUGUUUUACAUAAACUUGGUUAAAAGGCGAAAAGUAACAAAGGCAAACAUUUUUUUGUGUAAAGAAUUAAUAACAUAAUUUAUUAUUUUGGGAAAUGCAAAUCAUGUGGCAUUAUAUUUUGUACAAGGUGAUACAGUCUUCAAAUGUUGUGUCACUUUCUUUCAACAUGAUUUUUGUUUAGCCUACGGAAAGCCCCACCCUAGCAGGACAUAAUAUAUGGACAUACACGUACUUAUCAGGCAAUUAUCUGCAUGGUGUUUCAUAGUUGUAUUUAGCCCCACCCUAGCAGACAAAUAUGGACAUACAUGUACUUAUCAGGCAUUUAUCUGCAUGGUGUUCCACAGUUGUAUUUAUUGUUUUGUUUUAUUUGAGGUUUUGUGCAAUAUGUACUAGAUGAAUACUGAAUAAAACCCACAAGUCAUAA